AUGGGCGGAAGUAGUCGUCACGAAAGAGACCGCGACUAUUCAGAAGGAAGUUCUUCUAGAAGAUCCCGCCAAGACGACUCUGUUAAUGUAUCAAGUGGUACGGCCAAUGAAGUGGGAAGAGAAUUUGCAAAUCGUUACGGGGGGCUAUUUUCUGAAAAAGAUUGGAAAUGUCCAAUUUGUUCCAAUAUAAAUUGGGCUAGGAGAGCAGAAUGUAAUCAAUGUAAAACACCAAAACCAGGUUUAGAAACUACUAUGGGUUCAAGGGAAGGUCGUGGUGGAGGAUUUAUGGAGCGCGAUGAAGUAGUAGAAUACAAGAAAUCAAGAGAUGCAGAAAAAGACGAAGAAUGGGACGAAUUUGGUAGAAAAAGGAAAAAGAAUAGAGAUAGCGGAAUUUAUAAUAAUGGGAACGACGGUAGACGAGAAUUUUGGGCCGCAUGGGAUGAUAUUAUUGGUAAUGAAGACACAAAAGAGAAAACAAAUGGAAAAAAAGACAAUCAAAAUAGGUCAAUUGAUGAUAGAGAACAGUCUAAAAAGCCAAGGUUAGAUAAUCAGUACCGUCGACGUUCUUCACGGUCACGAUCACCAUGCCGUCGCGAUCGUUCAUUGUCGCGGUAUAGGCGAUCACGUCGAAGUAGCAGAUCUAUUUCUCGAGAUCGCAUGAGAAGUCGAUCAAAAUCAAGAGAUCGAAAGAAGUCAGAAAUUGAUAGUCGUUAUUAUAAAUCACGAGAGCGAGAUUUGGAUAAGGAAAGGGAUAGGAGAAAAACACAUCGUAGUAGAUAG
This is a messenger RNA of Dentiscutata heterogama, 780 nucleotides long. Lineage: Eukaryota; Fungi; Glomeromycota; Glomeromycetes; Diversisporales; Gigasporaceae. The record is from the annotation of a GenBank genome assembly.